UGGCAUGUACAGGACAUGGAAUCAAGAUUUAGAGUAUCUCAUUGGACAAGCUGGAAACACUCCAUAUCUCCCAGGCGUUAAGAUAAAGUACACAACCAAAACGCCAGCUUACUCCGCACCUGUUAUGGUAUAUAGUACUAUGCGUUCAAUGGGUCCUGAACCACGUCUUAACAUGAAUUACAAUCUCACAUGGAUCUUCCCAGUUGAUGCUGGUUUCCUUUAUCUCCUUAGACUCCACUUUUGUGAGACCCGAAAGGAGUUCAUAAAUGAAAAUCAACAGAUAUUUUUAAUAUUCAUCAACAAUCAAACAGCAGAGUAUGAUGCAGAUGUGAUCCAUAUGAGCGGUGGCAACGGCAUUCCAGUUUACAAAGACUACAUCGUGCUGGUCCCUCCAGGGGGCCAGAGCAAGCAGGACUUGUGGCUCGAACUACACCCUAACAUAGAACUGAAACCUACUUAUGCUGAUGCAAUCUUGAAUGGCUUGGAAAUAUUCAAGCUGAAUAAAACAGACGGAAAUCUUGCAGGAUUCAACCCUGAGCCAACAGUGGCUCCUCCACCAGCAGAACAACAUCCAGAGAGAAGAACGGGCAAAAGAUCAUCAAUAAUUACGGUUAUAGGCAUCGUUGGAGGUUCCAUAGGGGGAUUUGGUACUGUGUAUAAAGGAUACAUUGAAUACGGUACGGUAGCCAUCAAACGACUAGAAUCAUCAUCAAAGCAAGGGACACGUGAGUUCCGGACAGAGAUUGAGAUGUUAUCCAAUCUGCGCCACCUCCAUCUAGUGUCACUGAUUGGAUACUGUGAUGAUCAUGGCGAGAUGAUCCUUGUAUACGAUUACAUAUCAAGAGGCACCCUUAGAGAACAUCUAUACAAAACAAAGAACUCUCCUCUUCCAUGGAAGCAAAGGCUAGAAAUAUGCAUUGGUGCUGCAAAAGGGUUGCGUUAUCUUCAUUCAGGAGCAAAGCACACAAUCAUUCACCGUGAUGUCAAGUCAACAAACAUAUUGUUAGAUGAGAAUUGGGUGGCUAAGGUUUCAGAUUUUGGGCUGUCCAGAUUGGGUCCCACUAGUACAUCCCAAACCCAUGUUAGCACUGUAGUUAUAGGUAGCAUUGGAUAUGUGGAUCCAGAGUACUACCGUAGGCAACACCUAACAGAGAAAUCUGAUGUUUAUUCAUUCGGUGUGGUUUUGUUUGAGGUGCUAUGUGCAAGGCCACCAGUGAUUCCAAGUUUACCGAAAGAUCAAGCAAGCUUAGCUGACUGGGCACGAAAAUGUUACCAAAGAGGAACCCUUGAUCAGAUCGUGGAUCCACAUUUAAAGGGCGAGGUUUCCCCUGUCUCUUUAAAUAAGUUUGCAGAGAUUGCUAACAGUUGCUUACAUGGUCAAGGAAUUGAACGCCCUAAAAUGGGUGAUGUCGUUUGGGGCCUUGAAUUUGCAUUGCAGCUUCAACAAACUGCUGAGAAAAAUGCCAACAGUGUAGAUGGUCCUAAUUUGCAUUGCUCAUAAAUAUUGAUAUUCCAAACU
Messenger RNA from Populus nigra (black poplar), 1519 nucleotides. RefSeq names its product receptor-like protein kinase FERONIA. Gene Ontology annotation, cellular component: plasmodesma; plasma membrane. The coding region runs from base 5 to 1501 and encodes 498 amino acids. NCBI's taxonomy places the organism in Eukaryota, Viridiplantae, Streptophyta, Magnoliopsida, Malpighiales, Salicaceae. The transcript is spliced from 3 exons. Gene Ontology annotation, biological process: protein autophosphorylation. The record is from RefSeq and is a predicted model, not a curated record. Gene Ontology annotation, molecular function: transmembrane receptor protein tyrosine kinase activity; ATP binding.